Staurois parvus is the source of this 516-nucleotide messenger RNA. NCBI's taxonomy places the organism in Eukaryota, Metazoa, Chordata, Amphibia, Anura, Ranidae. The record is from the annotation of a GenBank genome assembly.
ACAGGUGACAUGAAGCCGUCCCUCCAGUCUUGCACAGGUGUACCGGCUCCUCCCCUCCAGUCUUGCGCAGGUGUACAGGCUCCUCCCCUCCAGUCUUGCGCAGGAGUACCGGCUCCUCCCCUCCAGUCUUGCACAGGUGUACCGGCUCCUCCCCUCCAGUCUUGCGCAGGUGUACCGGCUCCUCCCCUCCAGUCUUGCGCAGAUGUACAGGCUCCUCCCCCCCAGUCUUGCGCAGGUGUACCGGCUCCUCCCCUCCAGUCUUGCGCAGGUGUACAGGCUCCUCCCCUCCAGUCUUGCGCAGGAGUACCGGCUCCUCCCCUCCAGUCUUGCACAGGAGUACCGGCUCCUCCCCUCCAGUCUUGCGCAGGAGUACCGGCUCCUCCCCUCCAGUCUUGCGCAGGAGUACCGGCUCCUCCCCUCCAGUCUUGCGCAGGAGUACCGGCUCCUCCCCUCCAGUCUUGCGCAGGAGUACCGGCUCCUCCCCUCCAGUCUUGCGCAGGAGUACCGGCUCCUCCC